Molecule: messenger RNA, 1040 nt
Organism: Ilyonectria robusta
Lineage: Eukaryota; Fungi; Ascomycota; Sordariomycetes; Hypocreales; Nectriaceae
Exons: 2
Coding region: 343-894 (183 amino acids)
Source: RefSeq, a predicted model, not a curated record
CUCGGCGCACUAGGUGUGAAUUUCCACGCCGCAGCAGGUGGUCACCUGGCGAGCAUGAUGCGAGAAGCAGGUUUCGUCAAUGUCACAGAGCGAGUGUUCCACGUACCUCUAGGAACGUGGCCCAAGAACAAGGUUCUGAAGACGGUGGGUCUCUACUGGCGGACGAUCCUGAUGGACGGGAUGCAAGCUAUUGCCCUAGGGCCCCUGACCCGGGGACUGGGGUGGAAUCGGGAACAGGUGGAAAUGCUCCUGAUUGACGUGCGGAGGGCUUACAGCAGCAACACGAUGCUGAUGUACAUGCCAUGCCAUAUUGUCUACGGCCAGAAGCCGGCAUAUGUAUGAAUGGAGAAUAAAUGGAGGAGGGUUUUUCUUCCUCUUGGAAAAGGAGACGCGUGCAUACACGCACCUACACACUGCGGUGCAUCCACGGAAGACCCACACGGAUUGAUGACGGGAAUACAGGAAUGGUUCCUUUCCGGUGAGAAACUCUACGGUUUCCUGGGUGGUGAGGGGUGUGACCCACUAGUUCGUGAGGCGCAACGUGAGGCGCAACGUGCCGGACCGCUGGAACGUGGGGCCAUGGUGUGGAAAUUAGUCGACUCCAUCGCGCUGAGACUUGCGGAUGUUGGUGGGCUGGUGUUGCGACGGGUGCUAGGACUAUCCUGGGACUAUUCUGGGUCGGGCAUUGACCUAUUGUCGAGACGAGGAGGCAUGACGGAUCAUGCGAUGGAGAAGAAUGGCGAGCUUCGCGGACACAUGUUUAACUUUCAACUACGGAUGCGGCCAAGUGCGGAACUACAGGCCUCUCUACUGGCGUUCCCCUGGCUGGAUCAUGGAUGUACGGAUAGCGCACUAAGAGACGGACACUGGAGCGGACACUGGUACGGCCCUUAGAUCCCGGGGUUCUUGGCGUGAACCCAAUUUAACUGAUCUUCCUGAUUCCUGUUCCCCCUUGGGCGGUUUUCCGGCUUUGCUACUCUGCGACGGCACCAUCGGAGAUUUCCAUCAUCAAUUGCUUACUUUUGUUUUGUGCGCAACAC